AUGGCGAUGAUGUUCCGGAGCGAAGAGAUGGCCCUGUGCCAGAUGUUUAUCCAGCCGGAGGCGGCCUACACGUCCGUGUCCGAGCUGGGAGAGACGGGUGCAGUCCAGUUCCGUGACUUGAACGUCGACGUGAAUGCGUUCCAGCGGAAGUUUGUCAGCGAGGUGCGCCGUUGCGAUGAGAUGGAGCGCAAGCUGCGUUACGUUGAGGGUGAGGUGAAGAAGGACAACGUGCAGAUCCCGGAAUGUUCGGUGGAUGAUUGGCCCCGGGCACCGAACCCACGCGAAAUCAUCGAUCUCGAGACGCGCCUCGAGAAGACGGAGAACGAAAUACUGGAGCUGUCGCAGAACGCGGUCAAUCUGAAGUCGAACUAUCUCGAACUAACCGAGCUGAAGCAUGUGCUGGAGCGGACGCAAUCGUUCUUCUUCGAGCAGGAGGUGAUCGUCAGUACGGACGCAGCCAAGAGCAACCUGAUCGCGGAAGAUCCGACGGCCGCCCAGAGCCGUGGGCGGUUGGGUUUUGUGGCUGGUGUAAUCCAGCGCGAAAAGAUGCCGGGCUUCGAGCGGAUGCUGUGGCGUAUCUCGCGCGGUAACAUCUUUCUGCGGCAGGUCGAGCUGGAGGAACCGUUGGAAGAUCCGGCUACGGGUAAUGAAAUCUUCAAAACUGUAUUCGUGGCGUUCUUCCAAGGAGAGCAGCUGAAGGCGCGCAUCAAGAAGGUAUGCACCGGAUACCAUGUGUCGCUGUAUCCGUGUCCGAGCUCCGGUUCCGAGCGUACCGAGAUGGUGAAGGGCGUUUGCACGCGCCUCGAGGAUCUGAAGAUGGUGCUCAACCAAACGCAGGAUCACCGUUCGAUCGUCCUAGCUACCGUAGCGAAGGAACUGUUCAACUGGCGCAUCAUGGUGAAGAAGAUGAAGGCCAUCUACCAUACGCUGAAUCUGUUCAACAUGGAUGUCACGAAGAAGUGUCUCAUUGGAGAGUGCUGGGUGCCGGUGCCGGAUCUACCCAAGGUCCAGAAAGCGCUCUCCGAUGGAUCCGCUGCCGUAGGCAGCACAAUUCCGUCCUUUCUGAACGUGAUUGACACGAACGAGGCGCCUCCGACGUAUAACCGAACGAACAAAUUUACGCGCGGCUUCCAGAAUCUGAUCGAUGCGUACGGUAUUGCAUCGUACCGUGAGGCGAACCCGGCCCUGUACACGAUCAUCACUUUUCCGUUCCUGUUCGGCAUUAUGUUCGGUGAUCUUGGCCACGGCAUGAUAAUGGCACUGUUCGGUUUGUGGAUGGUAACGGGCGAGAAGAAACUCGGCGCCAAGAAGUCGACCAACGAGAUCUGGAACAUUUUCUUCGGUGGGCGCUAUAUUAUACUGCUGAUGGGCCUGUUCUCCAUGUACACCGGAUUCGUGUACAACGAUAUCUUCUCGAAGUCGAUGAACAUCUUCGGAUCAGGCUGGAGCAUUAAUUACAACACCUCCACGGUAAUGUCCAACAAGGAUCUUACGUUGAAUCCCGGUUCGACCGAUUACGACACGGAAAUCUACCCGGUCGGAUUGGAUCCCGUAUGGCAGCUGGCCACGAACAAGAUUAUCUUCCUGAACUCGUACAAAAUGAAGCUGUCGAUCAUCUUCGGUGUGGUGCACAUGAUCUUCGGUGUGUGCAUGAGCGUCGUCAACCAUAACUUCUUCCGCAAGCGCAUCAGCAUCGUGCUGGAAUUCCUGCCGCAGAUCAUCUUCCUGGUGCUGCUGUUCGCGUACAUGGUGUUCAUGAUGUUCAUGAAGUGGAUCGCCUAUACCGCCAAAACCGAUUACCAACCGCGUACGCCCGGCUGUGCCCCGUCCGUGCUGAUCAUGUUCAUCAACAUGAUGCUGUUUAAGAACUCCGAACCAUUCCACGGCUGUGACGAGUUUAUGUUUACCGGUCAGAAUGAGCUGCAGCGUACGUUCGUCUUCAUUUCGUUGCUUUGCAUUCCCUGGAUGCUACUCGGCAAGCCGUUCUAUCUGAUGUUCAAGCGCAAGAAUGCAUCACCGGUAGGUUACAUGCAUACGUCCACACCCAUUCCCAAUAAUGGAGACGUCCAUCAGGGAGGUGAAUCGAACCAUAGCUCCAGCCCGAAACCACACGACUCGCACGACGAUGAACCGAUGGCCGAAAUCUUCAUCCAUCAGGCAAUCCACACGAUUGAGUAUGUGCUCAGUACAGUGUCGCAUACCGCGUCCUAUCUUCGCUUGUGGGCUCUUUCCCUUGCCCAUGCGCAACUGUCCGAGGUACUGUGGAACAUGGUACUAUCGAUGGGUCUUAAGCAAACGUCCUACAAAGGUGCCAUCAUGCUGUACUUAGUGUUUGGUGCCUGGUCACUGUUUACGCUCGCCAUUCUUGUCAUGAUGGAAGGAUUGUCCGCCUUCCUGCAUACACUGCGUUUGCACUGGGUCGAGUUUAUGAGCAAGUUUUACCAAGGUUUGGGCUAUGGUUUCCAGCCAUUCUCGUUCAAACAGAUCAUCGAUAGUGAUGAAGAUUUUGAGUAA
Molecule: messenger RNA, 2514 nt
Organism: Anopheles marshallii
Lineage: Eukaryota; Metazoa; Arthropoda; Insecta; Diptera; Culicidae
Product: V-type proton ATPase 116 kDa subunit a 1-like
Exons: 6
Coding region: 1-2514 (837 amino acids)
Biological process (GO): proton transmembrane transport; vacuolar acidification
Cellular component (GO): vacuolar proton-transporting V-type ATPase complex; vacuolar proton-transporting V-type ATPase, V0 domain; plasma membrane
Molecular function (GO): ATPase binding; proton-transporting ATPase activity, rotational mechanism
Source: RefSeq, a predicted model, not a curated record